AUGGAAGUGGCAAAAGCAGGAGGAGAACAAGCCAAGGCAAAUAAGGCAACAGCAGCAGCGCUACAAGAGUUAGUGGCAGCAGCAGCAGCAAUAACAGACGACCCUGGUCCCGCUGGCCCCCCGCGCCGUCGCCCCCGCCCACACCAGAAAGCAAAAAUGCGCGCAAGGCGCGCCGAAAGGCGCAGAAUGAAGAAGGAGAAGGAGAAGAAAGAGGAGAAGAAGGAGGAGAAGGAGGAAGAGGAGGGGGAGAAGGAGGAAGAGGAGGGGGAGAAGGAGGAAGAGGAGGGGGAGAAGGAGGAGGGGGAGAAGGAGGAGGGGGGAAGAGGGGGGGAAGGCAUUGCCUUUGAGGCCAAAACAGUAGUCGACUCGAGAUAUUGA
This is a messenger RNA of Trichophyton verrucosum HKI 0517, 378 nucleotides long. RefSeq lists its product as uncharacterized. The transcript has a single exon. Lineage: Eukaryota; Fungi; Ascomycota; Eurotiomycetes; Onygenales; Arthrodermataceae. The record is from RefSeq and is a predicted model, not a curated record. Bases 1 to 378 code for a protein of 125 amino acids.